AAUUAAAUGUUAAAAAUAAAUCCAAACAGAUCAGACUUAUAAUUUAUUAUAACAAUACAUGUAAACAGACUAAACUCAUCAGUUAAAAAAUUAGAGAUUGUCAAGUUGGAUUUUAAAGUAAUUCAGUUAUGUGCUGUGUCCAAGAGAUAUCAGGAAGUCACAGGACAUAGGAAGAUUGCAGAAGAUAGAACCGGCCAAUGAAAUGCAAAGAAUGUGGGUACAUCUACAGUAAUAAGAGACAAAGUACAUCUUAAGGGAAAUAUAAUCCUGACCAUAUAAUAUUCAAGUAAGGCAAAAGCCCCACAGUAUAUUAUUUAAGAACAUAUGCAUAUGCCAUAAAUGUAUAAAUAAAUGACUGAUAGAGGAUGCAUUUAGGUUACCUGGAGAUGGAGGGAGCAGUGGUGGAGGUUGUGAUUGGGGAAAUAUAUUAAAGUGGUUUCAACUCUCCUGAUAAUUUCUUUUAUUAUUCUAAGCUGCAUGGUGGGUACAUGAGUAUUUCAUAAAGUUCUAUCAUAUCUGUUCCAUGUUGAAAAUAGUUCAUAAUAAGAAAACUCUUCCCCAAAUCUAAUUACAAACAACUGUUGAUGCAACAGGCUGUCCAACACAGGGUACCCUGAGAGUGUAGGUCAGAGAGCCCCUUGGGAGGAAAAGCGACACCGAUGGGCAGGACAAUUGAAUGAGCUUUCCAAGAAUCCUCUUAGGGAAGGCAAGGGCGUUCUUGGGUCAGCCAGUUACUUAAACUCAAUCUCAUCCUCGGGAAAUGUGUGUGGAUAUAACAAGGGAAUUGUGAGUAUUAAAUGAAACAAUGAAUGCACGUAAAGUGCUUGGUACAUAGUAGGUGUUCAGUGAACUGCAUCAAAAUCUUUCUGGAAAUGAAGCAGAAUAGAACUAGCAAGUUAGAGUCAAAGAGAAAUUAGAUACUACUUACUUCCCAGACUUCCCCAGGCAAAGUCAGCACCUGCCCGAGGGAACGCUGCAUCCCGUUCAUCUUUGUAUUCCCAGCGCCCUCAAGCACUGUGUCUGGCGCAUAAUGGACACUCAGGAAUCAUCUGGAGAAUGCUGAAAGGUACGAGGAUUCUUAUGGACAAAUCAUAUAAACACUGCAAAAAAAGGAAUCAAUUUCAUCUCUCUAGUUGUGAACCCGCAAGAUUAUAAACAAGGAUAAUGUUUACUAACACUACUACAGUACACUUAAACAGCUCCUUUUUUUGCGGGGGGAGGAUCCACAUUUUACAACAGUGGUAUUAAACAUGUUCUUUUCACUUCACGAAUAUUUCACGUCUUCUGUUUAUGUCACUCAGAUGAGUAACAUAAGGCAAAACUGAUCUAAAGUUGGACGAUGUAAGCACGUCACCUUCCCCUUUCAUCUUAUCCACAUUUAUCAAGAAAACUCACACAGGCCACUCGUUUUUCUUUCCUGCUUAUUUGCUCCCUAGCAGCGGGCAGGGAGGGGCGGUUGGGAUUAGGGACUUUACAAAAACUCCAGGUUGCCUCAGGGCCAAUCACCGACUUCUUGGGCUUUAUUCCUGGGGUAGGGAGGGCUCUCCCCGACCGCCUCCCACCCCCACCCCCGGAGGGCUAGGAUGAACGGCGCUGACAGAUACCGAGGCCUGCGCGCCGCCGCCUCCCCGCCCAGCGCGCACGGAGCGCGCUUUGCUUCCCUUGCCGGGGCAGGGGCUGCGCGCGGCGUUUGUCGCCUUCGCUGGACGCAGGCAGGUCCGCACCGCGCGGAGGAGAGCGCGCGCGGCCGAUCGUGGCGAGGAGGUGGGCGGCGACCCAUCCCAUUGGGAUUCGUCCAGUCUCUCCGCGCGGGGAGGCCCCCGGCGGGCGCGGAUUUCCGCGGGGCUGAGUCCUGCCUACGUCUCAGUGGCGACGGAGUGGCCCCCUGCCAAUUCCCACAAAGGCACAGAGCACUCUCCCGUUUGACCGAAAACCGCGAGGGGAGAGAGGCGCCGGCCGGUUGGGAGGCGAGGGCAGCCUUCUCCACGAACCGGGCGGUACGUGGCCGCGCGCCCGGCUGUGUCCCCAGAGCGCCGCGGGAAGGGAGAGGCUCAGAGCAACAGGUGCAGCCCGCAGACACUCCCGGGACGUGGGAGACGACCUGCAGGGGCUCGGAGUCGGUAAGGCGCGGAGAGGGCUCUGUCCACCCCCAGGGCUGCACCGGCAGGUCCCUCCUCCCGGGUGCGGGCGGAUCAGCGGGCGGUGGUGCCUGGGCAAGGGGAGCCCUGCGUUCUCCGGACAACCGGCCCGGUCUGGGAAGGUCCAGCUCUGGCUCCGGUCUGUGUCCUCUCUCGGGCAGCCCCGUCCAAAAAGACGGUGCCACUAGGCACGGGCGCCCGGGCGCGUGCCCAUCAGGAUCAGGGAGGCUCAGACUCAGAAACUCGCGCUCUGCGUGCCAGGGGCUGGGUACCCCGGCUCCCCGCGGCGCCUUCCUUCCCCGGCCAGCACCCUUCGCCGGCGCGACCCGGGCGCCCCCCGCGCGCCAUGGAGCUGGCGGCCGGGAACCUCAGUGAGGGGAACGCGAGCGGGCCCGAGCCCCCCGCCCCGGACCCCAGGACUCUUUUCGGCAUCGGCGUGGAGAACUUCAUCACGCUGGUGGUGUUCGGCCUGAUCUUCGCGCUCGGCGUGCUGGGCAACAGCCUGGUGAUCACGGUGCUGGCGCGCAGCAAGCCGGGGAAGCCGCGCAGCACCACAAACCUGUUCAUCCUCAACCUGAGCAUCGCCGACCUGGCCUACCUGCUCUUCUGCAUCCCCUUCCAGGCCACGGUGUACGCCCUGCCCACCUGGGUGCUGGGCGCCUUCAUCUGCAAGUUCGUCCACUACUUCUUCACCGUGUCCAUGCUGGUCAGCAUCUUCACCCUGGCCGCGAUGUCGGUGGACCGCUACGUGGCCAUCGUGCACUCGCGGCGCUCCUCCGCCCUGCGGGUGUCCCGCAACGCGCUGCUGGGCGUGGGCGUCAUCUGGGCGCUGUCCAUCGCCAUGGCCUCGCCGGUGGCCUACCACCAGCGCCUCUUCCACCGGGGUGUCAGCAACCAGACCUUCUGCUGGGAGCAGUGGUCCAGCCAGCGCCACAAGAAGGCCUACGUGGUGUGCACCUUCGUCUUCGGCUACCUGCUGCCACUUCUGUUCAUCUGCUUCUGCUACGCCAAGGUGGGCCCCGAGGCGGCUCCUGCGUCCCUGCACCCCUUUCCGGGACCCGCAGCGGCCCCGCCCCUUUGCCCUCAUUCCCCAGAAUUUUCUGCGGGGACCGCGCGGUGACCCUUUCCUGCUCCCUCGGCCUCGGCUUGGGCUCGCGGGUCUGACGUUGCGCGGAAGUUACUCGGAGUUUGGGCAACGCCAGGGAAAGUUUGCAGCAGGUCACUUCCCGGCCGCCCGUCCUCUCGCCCCGGCCCGGGGCCCUGAGGUUGUCCCGGCGGAAGGCGGCGUCAACGCCCACUUCUCAGUAGGGGAAACCGCGCCGCCCCUUCAGCCCGCGCGAGGGCUGCCCCACGUGGCCGCAGGGUCACGGCGAGCGCUCCAUCCUCCUGAGCGCACGCCUUUGCCAGGUGGAGGCUCCGCGCCCCUCCACAGCCCUCAGCAGGGCCUCAUGGGGAGAUUUCCCUGCCCGCGGGGUGCACAGGGUCGGGGGGGGGGUGCCGGCGGGGACCGGCUCUGUGAAGCCGCUGCUUCUGGCGACAGAGCUUUGACUUUCGUCUUAUACACAAGUUGGGCGUUACAAAUCCAAGUGGUUAGACAGUAUUUCUUCACGGAGUCUUGAGGGAGUCUCCAGAGAACUUGGGGUGGAUGGGCUUCCAGCUGCUGCUUCCCCGUUUCAGUCCUUUUAGGAAGGGGUAAGGAAUAUGAAGUGCCUCAGGGGGCAGGUCUAAAGCCCUAUCGCUGAGAGACACACUGUUGACACACCUCUGGUCCCCUACUCCUGCACCUCCUUAUUGGGAAAAUGGCUGUUAACCUUCCUGGUGCCAGCCUCGCCCUCGUAGCUCAGCACAAUCACCUUCUCUUUGAUUAAUAAUACAUGAGUCUGAAGAUUUCAUACUGAUCUGAAAGUCUUGUUUAUACUGGAGUAAAAGUAUAUGCUGGAUAGUUAAGAGACGUGAUUCACAGGGUGAGCUCCGCUCUCCCCGACACACCCUCCCCAGACCCAUCACCAUGAGAAAAAUACUGCUGUAACCACAUUCUGAAAUUUCCACCAUUUUCUCUUCAUCUCCCUCUCCGUAUCUCUCAUUCUAUUUCUCAUAAGGCGGGGACUCUAGGACUCUGAAUAAUCAGAUGAGGUAGAACGGCAGUCAUUUCUUAUAUUCAAUUCAUAGAGCUUUUUGGGUUUUUUUUCCCCCCCAGCAGAAAUCUUGACUAAAAGCCACCUGGUUUGGUUUGUCCCCUCCCCCCACAUCAUCUGUGUUGAGUUAUGUCUGUUUUGAAUGGUAAUAUUUCUGGAUGUGAUCUGAAAGAAUGUUCUGCAUCAAAGGGUUAUAUAUAAAGAGAUGUGGUAAUUGGGGAAAUUGGGAGGUCACUGCAGCUUAGCUCUUCAGUAAAUGGCUGUUUUAUUCAUUUCAUCUUCUGCAAACGCAAAUCAAAGCUUCGUUUGCACAGCCCAGUGGUCUCCAGUGUGCGCUAUCUCACUUAAUCUGCAGGCCACCCAGUGGGUUGGAGCUAUUGUGCAUAUUUUAUUGAUAAGGAAAGAGGGUUCUGGAGGAGUGAAGCAGCUGACCCAGACUAUGAAGCUGGUAAAGGCUUCAGGGAGGAUUUCAGUGCAGGGAUUCCCAGUCCCCCAAGAGAGGGGCAAUUGCUGAGGGCCUGUAGGGCAUGGACCUUGGGACUAGAGUGACUCUUACAAUAUUUGCUUCUUCAAUCAUCAUGACAUGGAUUAGACUUGAAGCACAUUCUUCCUUCAUUUCCCGAAAGUCUUUGGGGAACAUAAUUCAGGUCUCCUUAAUGGAAACAACAAGGUAAAUGUCUAGGAAUAAAUUAGGUUACAUUUCUGUCAUUUGAGAAUUUAUACAAGUCACACAUAGGGCAAAAUUUAAAAUUUUUCAAAAAUUCAAAAAAUAUAUGAUCAUUGGGAUAGUUUUUAUAUGGAAAUAGUUUGCUUUUAAGCAUAUCUGGAACUUUCUUUGGAAUUCAAGGUAAUAUUUGCAUAUUUAUUCCAAACAUACUUGGGUGUUUUCUCCACUGACCACUCAGCAGCAUUCCUUAGGCGUUUUGCAGUUACCCAGACGUGAUCCCCCCGUUUGUGGAAGGAAUGAGUAACCCCUGGGGUAGUGUUAUGAAGCAGGUAACAUUUGACUUUUCCAUAUGGAGUCCUCUCCAGGUGGCCGUCUCUGAUUUUGUUUUGCUGUGUCUCCUCUUGUCCCUUGCUUUCGGUCUUCUGGGAAGGCUGUCCCCAAAGAACCUCGCCAGGCCGGUCCUCGCCAGGCAGGGUCCUGUCCAGCCCUUUCCUUCCCCUGGAAAGUUCUCCUCAUUUGUUCCUGCCAAAGCCUCUUUUCUAUCUUCGCCUUAGAUUUGAUUUCUUAUACCCCAGUCUCUGUUGGCAGGACAGUAAACUAACCCAUUGUCAAUGUGCAGAGAGUGAUCCCAAAUGUCCCUGUAGCACGUGAAAGGCUUGUCUUGCAGAGGAUGCUAAGCCUCUGUAGGAAGUGAGAAGUAUCUCAGUAGAGCUGGGAAUUUGGAGUCGGAAGUUCACGCCCCCCGUGAUCGCUGCUUGACCUGCAUAGGAAUCGUGAGGGUGUGAAUAAGUCCCCUGGCUUCCCAAUCAGGGAAGGGCCGUCCAGAAGGGCUGCAUCCCGCCGAACGGAGCAGGCUUUCACAGUAAGUCCAGUUCCAUUAAAUUAUUUCCGUGCUGCGGCGCUUCAGGGGGACAGAGAGGUGGCUGGAACACUGCUUCCAGUUUUUGGAGAGACUCGUCGAGUAACCAGUGGACAGUCUAAAGCCCUUAGUCACCCAGAGCUAAUUUUCCUUAGAUUUUUCACUCAGAUGGGACAUAAGAAAGAACUCAACACCAGUGUGGCAUAUGUACAGCCGUCUCGGCCCUGUUGUAUAGCUUAUGUUGUAAAUUCUUACAUAGAACCAAAGUGACUCACAUCAUUUCUCCUGAGUAUUACAUUGGCGAGAGAAGACAAAGCUAGUUUCUCUAAGGAAGGAAACCAGUGUCUCCCUGGAAGCCUUCCUGAUGGGACAUUAAUUGUAGAACCUUGCUGAAUGGUCUUCCAGUCAUCAGUGAUGCUGGAGGGCAGUCUGUAGUUUUUCCGUGUAUCUAGGAUUUAACAUACGACAGGGACCUGGGGAUUGUUAAAAUGUAGACUCUUGGGGGAAGCCAAGGUGGAAGGGAGACCAACAAGGAUGCACAUAUGGGUAGCAGUGUGGCUCUUUCUGGACGAAACCUCAGAGCUCCCUGCACCAGAACUCUGCCAGCAGGUGCUCCGGCCACAGAUGGCACCUGGGCACCCCUCAGGGUUAGAGGAACAGGUGUCCUUGGCAGUUCUUAGUCAUCAUUACUCCACCACCUCCUGUGAAUUUCAGUUUGAAUGACGUUGCAAAUGACGGUGGUCCCAUUUCAGAACGUCAAGAAGUGUUGCAAAAUGGACAGUGAUGUGUGGGGUCUGAGACAAACCGAUUUGAUUAGUCUGUGUUUUUCAGGUCCUUCAUCAUUUGCAUAAAAAGUUGAAGAACGUGUCAAAGAAGUCAGAGGCAUCGAAGAAAAAGACUGCGCAGACGGUGCUGGUGGUGGUCGUGGUUUUCGGGGUCUCCUGGCUGCCUCACCACGUCAUCCACCUCUGGGCUGAGUUUGGGGUCUUCCCACUGACGCCCACCUCCUUCUUCUUCCGGAUCACCGCCCACUGCCUGGCGUACAGUAAUUCCUCCGUGAAUCCCAUCAUUUACGCGUUUCUCUCUGAAAAUUUCAGGAAGGCUUAUAAGCAGGUGUUCAAGUGCCACGUUCGCAAUAAGUCACCUCUUAAUGACACUAAAGAAAAUAGAAGUCGAAUAGACACCCCGCCAUCAACCAAUUGCACUCACGUGUGAAAAAAGAUCAGCGUGUUCUUCGUGCGGCGUUUCCAUACUUGUGGAGUAGACACGUAAAAAAUACAAUGAGGUGUUAAACAAGGCAGCAGCUUGUUAUCUUAACAACAAUUCAUAUUAUAUUAAUUAAAUUCCACUUAUGUUUAAAAAGUACUUUGAUCUACCUGGAAGAUCCCUAGGUCUAGUGAAGAUUAUUUCUAAAUUUUAUUUUAUUUCUAAAUUUGAUUCCAUAAGCGAAAGAGAAUAAAAUAGUUUUAUACCUCUUAAGAAAUGAAAGUUUAAUAGAAUUCCCUACAUUUGUUCAGUUCUUCAUAGGAUAAGGAAUAAGGACCUAGAAAGAUGGCCAGGAAUAUUUGUGAUCUACAUUUUGAAGCAAAUUUAUUUAGAAAACGUGUUUGUGCUUUAGUUCUUCAAUUUUAAGAUAAGGGGUAAUAUUAAAACUGUGUGUUUUAAAAUACGAUCAUGGACACAUGAAAGUGUUCCCUGAGUUUUAUUUUUGCGACCGUUUAUAUAGAGACACUGCUAUUUGAUGGAAAUAAGUUUAGUGCACAUGUCACAUUUGCUCCCAGUUGUAAGUAGUGUACAGGGCUUCUGAGUUGUGCUGCGUCUGUCUGCAAUCAUGAGGUCCAUUAAGUUUAUCUCAGGAGGUCAGGAGGUGUUGCGGCCAUGACCCUGGGUGUCAGCCAUCGGGAUGUCAAUUAAAAGCUAUCCUGUGAACUUAGUCUUUAUUGAGUUGACUAAAAAAAUCAGGGAAGUCACCACCUGCAACUCUUCUAAUAGUGGAAGCUGUGAAUGAGAUU
Molecule: messenger RNA, 7811 nt
Organism: Aethalodelphis obliquidens (Pacific white-sided dolphin)
Lineage: Eukaryota; Metazoa; Chordata; Mammalia; Artiodactyla; Delphinidae
Gene: GALR1
Product: galanin receptor 1
Exons: 2
Coding region: 2485-3258 (257 amino acids)
Biological process (GO): negative regulation of adenylate cyclase activity; G protein-coupled receptor signaling pathway; positive regulation of cytosolic calcium ion concentration
Cellular component (GO): plasma membrane
Molecular function (GO): galanin receptor activity
Source: RefSeq, a predicted model, not a curated record